Molecule: messenger RNA, 1410 nt
Organism: Talaromyces atroroseus
Lineage: Eukaryota; Fungi; Ascomycota; Eurotiomycetes; Eurotiales; Trichocomaceae
Exons: 5
Coding region: 1-1410 (469 amino acids)
Biological process (GO): amino acid transmembrane transport
Cellular component (GO): membrane
Molecular function (GO): amino acid transmembrane transporter activity
Source: RefSeq, a predicted model, not a curated record
AUGGAUAUUACCAAAGAUGGCACGACUGACAGCCAGUCACCAGUCGAUACUGAAGUAGGCGAAGUAACGAACACCAACUCGGGAUAUCACCGCAAUUUCACUCCUAGGCAGAUCCAUGUCAUUUCCCUUGGGGGGCAGAUUGGCGCUGGUCUUUUCAUUUCCACCGGCUCGAAUCUGCGAGAAGGCGGCCCAGCAAACCUGCUUCUCGGCUUUGCGGUCGUCUGCUCAUGUGUAUGGGCAGUGCUUCAAACAGUCAGCGAAAUGACCAUUGCGUUCCCCACGUCUGGAAAUUUCAUCGACUACGCGGAUCGCUUUGUCGAUCCAGCCUUUGCUUUCGCGGCCGGCUUUUCCAUGUGGAUUGGAUGGACGGCAGUUAUUGCUUCGGAGGCGACCUUUUUCUCUGUCGUUGUGAACUACUGGGCCAAGGAUAAAGUGAAUGAGGCGGUUUGGCUAACCAUCUUUCUCAUUCUGAUGUUCGCCAUCUUUAGCCUGCCAAGCACCGUUUUUGGAUGGUUCGAAUACUUCACGUCUAUGCUGAAAAUCAUUGCCUUGAUCCUGUUUAUCAUUGUGGGUAUUGCACUGAUUUUCGGCGCCGGCCCGGACGGGACUGUCAACCAUGGCGAAACAUGGGACAACGGGGUGGCCUUCCUGAAUGGAUUCAAGGGCUUCGGAAACAGUGUCUUGUUUGCUAUUCUAGCCAUUGGAGACAAUACCUUCACUGGUUUCCUGGCUGGAGAGUCUCGCAGGCCUCGGUAUUCGGUCGCCCAUGCCGCUUUCUUGAUCCCAAUUCGUGUCGCAGUUUUCUACCUGGUUUCAGUGGUUCUCAUCGGACUCCUGGUCUCUCCAAAGAACCCACAUUUGCUUGGUAGCAGCGGCGUGGCUGCAUCUCCCUUUGUUAUUGCCAUUAACCAGGCUGGUAUUCCUGUUCUUCCGGAUAUCCUUAACGUGGUAAUUGUCUUCGCUGUAGCUGCUAUUGCUGCCGAGAGUUUCUAUAUCGCGUCACGUAUACUUCAAUCCAUGGCCCACCAAGGCCUUAUUACAAGCUGGGUUUCAAAGAUUGAUUCGCGAGGCCGUCCUUAUAUUUCUCUGUCUAUCACCGGCCUUCUUGCUAUCAUUCUUACAUACAUUAACCUAAGCGCAGGCGGAACAACAGUCUUUGACUGGCUAGCCCAGAUCGGCUCGGAUACACCCACAGCAUACUAUUUCUUCCAAUACAUGUUUGGCAUGAUUCUGAUCAUCGGUAGCGCUCUCGCUUACAAGUUGAUAUUCCGCACCAAAAUUCGCGACGUCCAGACUGUGGACUUGAUAACCGGACGUAGGCCUCUGAGUGUAGAGGAAAUCCGAGAGUUGGAUGAGUACGAGAAGUCGCCACGAUGGAGGAAAUUUUAUUCGUUUGUCCAGUUGUGGUAG